Aspergillus uvarum CBS 121591 is the source of this 360-nucleotide messenger RNA. Its product is annotated as cupin domain-containing protein. The coding region runs from base 1 to 360 and encodes 119 amino acids. The transcript is spliced from 3 exons. The record is from RefSeq and is a predicted model, not a curated record. NCBI's taxonomy places the organism in Eukaryota, Fungi, Ascomycota, Eurotiomycetes, Eurotiales, Aspergillaceae.
AUGCCCGUCGCGUUCAGAUACCACCAGCAGGCGCAGUCGACGUUCAAGCCUCCUCUCAUCGCGAAUGAGAAUGCCUUCCUGGGGGACGUGGAUUCAUCGGACGAUUACAACCCGGAGAAACCCAUGUCGGCCGGCUUCUACCGCCUGGAGAAGGGCACGCCGCUGACUUACGAAUACUCCUACGAUGAGAUGAAGAUUAUCCUCGAGGGGGAGUACGAAAUCUCCGACGAAACCGGGCAGAAGGUCACGGCUAAGCCCGGCGAUGUCUUCCAAUUCCCCAAGGGUGCCAAGAUCACCUUCACCACUCCUUCCUAUGGGCUGGCUUUCUACACGGGUCAACGGGCCAAGGGUGUUUUGUAA